AAAGCAUCGAGCUUCCUCUUGCAGCCACUCUUUUGUCAAAGACGGCGAAGUGAGAAGGAUCUCUGAAAUCUGCUGCACAGGUGUGGUGUCACAAUGAAUAAAAGCCAGAAAAACUCAGGAACUACGGUGUUCUACAAGCCGCCUACAGAUGCUACAAAGAUUAGAUCUGGAUAUUUAAUAAAAUCUCCUCCCCAUAAACAUAUGCAGAAGGAGAAAUCCUGGAAGAGACGUUAUUUUGUUCUCUACAAAAUCAGUGAGAAUGAAUAUUACUUCAAGUACUUCAAGAAUCCAGAGGACACUGACGAACCAGUUGGAGGCAUAGAGUUGUCAGGAAUCUCACUUUUAUAUGGGAACCCUGAACAUCACCAAAAAUGGGGAUCAGUCCCGAAGAGCUUCAGAGGCUCCCCAUCCUGCGUGCUCUACAUCAGGUCUGCAGAAAAGGAAAGGGACUACUUCCUCGUUGGGCAGUCCAGUGAGGAGGUGGACGGCUGGUUUAGUGACUUGUUUGACGCUCUGAAAAACCGGCCAUAUAAAUUUCUCAAUACAGAGGAAAUACCCAAUGGGCAGGCAGCAGUUGAGCAGAUUUGUAUUUCAGCCCCUUCUAUGCAGAAAAAUGAUUGUGCUGCUGAGUUUGAAAAGGUACCCUCACCUACAGGAGGAACAGGCCCAAACCAGCCCAGAAGAGCCUCUUUGCCACCUCCUUUACCGAAGCCCAGGUCCAAGUCUGAUCCAUCCUCAGAUGCUUUGGAUAAUGACACUGAAAUACCAAAGGAUGGAAAUUAUUCGAGAAGAUGUUCUGAGCCCGUGCCUCCAAAGUAUGACAUUCCCAGAUCUAACAAAAGGCUGAAUGGUGUAUGUGAAGCAGAAAGUGUCGUCAGCACGGAGUCAGUAUAUGAAACGAUGAAAAUUAUUAUUCAAGACGAUGACCGUGAAGUUGCAGAGGUUAACUCUGGCAGCCUGUUGAGGUCUGUCACUCAGGUCUUUGACCAAAUGAAGACACAGGUUUCUCCUACAUCUGCAGAUGAGACAGCUGCUGAAGACAGAGAAGACAAACGUCAGUCUUCAGAUUUCAGCAGCAGCUCCAGUGGUGCCAUUUCUCCUGUAGAGAACCUGGAAAGGAAAAUAUCCACCAACUAUGACCGCUUCACUGCACAAGAAAGAGAAUUUGAGGUGACACCAUCAGAUUUGAAAAAACACCUGCAACUAACAGAAGUGGAAGGAAGGCCAAGUGUGUCUGGGUGGACGGGCCAGCCACAGUCUGUGUGCCUGUUCCACAAAGGAGACCAGAUCUUGGCAAUUAAUGACUUGCAUAUCUGCAGCGUGGAAGAAUUCAACAUGUUCACCAGCAAGUCACUCAAGAAUGAGGUGAAACUGACCAUCCUGCGUCUACCUGGAUGCCAACCGCUUCAUUUGCCAAACUGCCACUGCAGCGAUUGAGAUGUUUACUUCUUCACUAUGUGUCUGUAGGUGUUUCUUUGACUCUAUGAUGGGUUUUUACUAUGUACUGACCACUUUAAACAGCUAUAGCAGUAUUUUCCCAAGUCUCUGGCCACUUUAUUGGUCUGCCACUCAGUCAGCUUACUCCCAUUGGGAGUCCUAAAAGGGUUAAAAUAAGAGUUUUUGCAUUAUACGUAAACAGAUCAAAUAUUUCUUAUUAGUGCUUGGUGUGUGAUUUAGUCUGUGCAGUGUGUGUUGUGCAAAUUGUAGAUAAGAUGUUAAUUCUACAGAGUUGAGUGGAAAAUUACGAAGGCAAUGCUUUACUGAGAUAUUUCCUCAUACCGACUGUUUGAUGCUUUAUGUAACUUCGGGUUCAUGACGCAUGCUUCUAUGCAAUCAAACAAGAUUUACAAUGUGAAAGCCAUGUUUUUAAGAAAUUUUUAAGAAAUUUUAAGAAGUAAACAUGAAAAUGCUUGCUAUUGAUGAUGUUUUAAUUACCUUUAGCGUAUUUAUCUUGAAGGUAUUUGUUCAUUAAUCUUUUUUUUUAAUACUUAAAAUGUACACAAAGCUUAGCAGAGCCAAUGGAAAUGCCAUAAAGGAAAGACGUCUUGUAGCUGAAGACAUGAGCUGGAUUCUCUCCCAACAUCAAAUCCUCUGACUUCUUUAUAAAUUCUUUACUGAGUAAUAAGUUCAAAGAUAGCAGGAAAUGGCAAUAAUCAAAGCUGCAGAUCAAAGCUGUGGCUUGAUGCUGGGUAAGUUGUCUGACUGGAAUGGAUGCCAGUAAAAUAGUGGUGAAACAUCUUUAUUAUGCCAAGUGUGUAACAACCCAAACCUGUUAAUCUGGAUUUGCUUACAAAAAGAAACAGUCGUACUUUAAUUUUUUUUUAUUUGAACUUUGAUUACUUUUGUUGCUUUCAGCAAAGCAACCAAAGGUAGAUGAAUUGCGUAGGAAGACACAAGUCUUUUGUCUCACACACCCCUCAGGGAGUUAAAAUGCAGACAGGAUAUUGUCGCUCCUUUUUCUAGUUUAACUGAAACAGAAUGACUCAGUCUGGAACUCUGCAUAAGUUACAGUCCCAGUGUAAUGAAGGAAUAUGUGUUGUGCAAUAUAUUUUUAGAAAUCUUAAUUUUAUGCCUAAAGUUUAACUUGUAACUGCUAAUAUUUCUCUGAAAUUAAUAUUCAGACGGGGUUUUCUUGUGUGAAUUUUGUAUGCAAAGUUAUUAAAUU
This is a messenger RNA of Melanotaenia boesemani (Boeseman's rainbowfish), 2665 nucleotides long. RefSeq names its product pleckstrin homology domain-containing family S member 1-like. NCBI's taxonomy places the organism in Eukaryota, Metazoa, Chordata, Actinopteri, Atheriniformes, Melanotaeniidae. The coding region runs from base 94 to 1437 and encodes 447 amino acids. The transcript has 18 exons. The record is from RefSeq and is a predicted model, not a curated record.